AUGCCUGCCAUUGCUAAGACAUUGCUAAUGUUAGUUGGCACUAUUGACCUGAAGCAACAGAGCUGGAGGAGAGAUAUUGUUCAUGUUUGCUGUAUACGAAAAGCCACAGAGCUGCUAAUGAUGGCAAGAGACGUAUCUUCAGAUCAUGUGUAUGCCUAUGCUUUAUACAAAACGUUAACUGAAGUGGACUCGCCAAUCACUGUGGGUUUGUACUCAUCAUGUCACAGCAGGAUCAAAAUGAUCCUCAAAAGCAUCAAAGGUUACAUGGAUGAGGAGGCAAAGACAAAAAACCAAAACAGCAAGGGCUCGAACAAUAUCGGCAGCCUGAUUUCACUUAUCUUCCGUCUCCUUUUCUAUCGACCUGUGUGGACAGUUAAAAAACAGAGCUGGGACUGCCCCCGCUAUGUGUUCGUCAGCUUCAGUGCUUGGCACUUUGCAGGCAGUGACAUGCUUUGGGCUGGCUUAGUGAUGCAGCUGUGCCAAUCUCUUCAAGACAGCUUUGGCAGGCUUCAGCUCAGCCUCUUCCGAGUAGCUCAGUAUGACCCACGAAAGGAUUCAAGAAAAAAGAAGAUAGAAGUUAGCUCAAAUGAUUGGAGGUCCAAGAAGUUCUGCUGCUGCCCACUCUGGGCGCUGGUGCUUAUGUUACUCAUGGUUUCGCUCUUUGUUCUGGUACCGAUUAUUAUUAUUGAGUUUUCUAGCAGAAAGCAUGAAGAAGACAUGGGUAUUGAUGAAAGCCAUGCAGUGUUGGACACUUUUGCCAUUGCGAUGUUAGGACUACCUGCUGCUGGAGCAGUGAGAUUUAUUUUCAUGUUGGUAAAAAACCUUAUUUUUAAUCAGGAUGCUAAUGUCAGAAAAGCUUUGGACAACAAUAAAGUCAGCGAGCAGUUGGGUUUAAUGCAUGAAAUCCGAAAGGAGAUGAGGCUUCUCUCGUGCUUUAUUCACUUCAUGGAACUCUUUGAACAACGGAGGAUAAGAGUCAUGCUGGAGAUCACCAAUUUGGACCGCUGCACCCCAACGAAAAUUGUUGGCGUCUUGGAUGCCAUUAAUAUUCUUCUAUCUGAUGAAGAAAGUCCCUUCAUUUCCUUGGUGGCAAUUGAUCCAGAAGUGCUUGCUCAAAAAGUAGACCAGGCAGAUGGUUGCUUCAGUAAAAAUGACCAAGCAUAUGGAUUCUUGGACCGCAUCAUUACACUUCCCUUCACUGUCCCAACUCUGUGUAAUGAGUCAAAAUGCCAAGUCUUUGAAAAUAUCACAGAGGGACGUUCUGCAAUGCUUAGUGGUGCACAAAAUGAGGUUUUGGAUUCACCUUACAUAAAGACCACGCCUUCUGUAGAACGUGACUCCUUGUUAGAGAGCAACCCACACGAGGAGGUCUAUGAGAGUUCCUUUGGACAAAGCAAUACUCAUCCCCAUUCAUAUAAUAAGAACAAAGUUGAAAGUUUAAUCCAGGAUGCAUUCAGGAGCAUUUUCUUGCAUAACCAGAGUAAGCUUCAAACCUACAUUUCCGAAAACACAGUGUCCAUGAGGAGGGUAAUCAACUCCAUCAGAGUCUCCAUUGUGGUCAGGGAGGCUCUCCUAGGUGAUGUUCCACAUCCUGAAUCUGUCGCUGCUUGGAUUGUCUUGGUGGACCGCUGGCCUUGUAGACUAAGCUGGAUACUUCAGUGUGCGGAGGAUGAACACCAGACUGUACAGAGCAGUGAAAGUGAGAUUGACUUUGAUCACAGCAAGACUCUGUGGAAUGUGUUCACUGAGCACAGAUUUGAGCUCCAUGUCAUUAGGAAUGAGGUGGAGAAGUUCCUGGAAAGAGAUGACGAUCCUGAGUUGUUCGAGAUAUUCCUCAAAAAGGAUUACAAAUUCACAGUAUGGGAGGCAUAUAACUUUAUGAAAUACACUGUUAACUUGGAUCAUUCCAUUAAGAAUGAAUUAGCCAGGAUUAGACAGAGCAACACUGUGAGAGGAACGGGGAGAAGUACUUUCAAAAAUUUGUCUCAAAGGAUGUUGUUCAGCAUGACUGUUGAGGAUGUUUGCAAUGAGCUGUCCAAGCUAGGGCUACCAGAGAAGUACUCCGAGAUUGUAAAGAAAAACCAUUUAAAUGGCCAGACGCUGCUCAUAGCUGAUCCAGCCGAUCUGAAGGAAGUUAUGCAAAUGACUCUUGGGGAAUGGACUUCUUUUACGAUUCAUUUUCUUGGGGUCAUGUCAGGUUAUCGAAUGAAUGUACCUAAAUCAGAGCCAGUGAUCUCCAAUACCAAUGUUGUUGACCGAAAUGGACGUUGA
Messenger RNA from Trichomycterus rosablanca, 2271 nucleotides. RefSeq names its product NTPase, KAP family P-loop domain containing 1 (gene nkpd1). The transcript is spliced from 6 exons. The coding region runs from base 1 to 2271 and encodes 756 amino acids. NCBI's taxonomy places the organism in Eukaryota, Metazoa, Chordata, Actinopteri, Siluriformes, Trichomycteridae. The record is from RefSeq and is a predicted model, not a curated record.